This is a messenger RNA of Vigna angularis (adzuki bean), 859 nucleotides long. RefSeq lists its product as uncharacterized. Lineage: Eukaryota; Viridiplantae; Streptophyta; Magnoliopsida; Fabales; Fabaceae. Bases 94 to 552 code for a protein of 152 amino acids. The transcript has a single exon. The record is from RefSeq and is a predicted model, not a curated record.
UCAUAGAAUAACACUUCCACCACCACCUCAGGUCCUCAAGCCACACAUAAGUAUAAGGGUCUUGUCAUUAUUCCAUUACCAAAAACUGAGAGAAUGAGUCAACCAAAGGAUCAUUCAGCGAGAAAGGUAGCAUUCUCAUGGGAAAAUAAGCCUGGUGUCUCCAAAGUAACAAGUACUCCUCCUGCUGAAACUCUCAUCCCAAAAGAGCAAGAGUUUUUGGCCAAGCUGCCACCCCCUCCUUGUACACCAGAAGAAGCCACUCUCAAAAACCAUGUUCAUAAUUUCCAAAUUCCACUUCCUCCUUGUGCUUUUCAGCCUCCUUUUUACAGAACUUCCUCCAAAAGGGGUCUCUGGGUUCAGGACAAAGACCCUUUUCUAGCAGCUUUCAAAGAGUGCACCAAGAAUCAGAAAAGUGCCAAGGUGAACAAAAAGUUUAUCAAAGAUGGAAUCCAGUCAAGGGUAAGGAAGAGCAUGUCCUUUUUCUCAUGUACCAGAUCUUGCACUGUUCAUGACACCAAUUUGCUAAGGAUCUCUCACCUAGAUGAUGAUUGAUAUGUUGUAAGUUGUAACCUCUUAAUCUGGUGUUCUAUUGGGGUGAUUUCUGCAGAACUUACUAGUCAAGGUAUAGUAUAAUAGAUGUGUGAAGAAUAAUCAAAGUGACAAUAUUUCUGCUGCUGUUAUGUAUGCUUUCUGUAUGGUUUUUUGCUGAAUCUUAUGCUAUCGAUAGCUAUUGUUGACUGGAAAAUCAAAGGCAGUAGUAAAUGUAUGACUUUGCAAAAAGGCUAGUUAUUUCUAAAUACUGUUAUGUUGUAGGCAUACCUUAUUUUAAAAAUUUAUUUAUGAAACUUGUUUAGGUGUA